AAUACCUCUCUGUAGUUAUCGUUCUCUAACUAAAAUAUUUUGUCGGUAUAGUCAGUUUAGACUUUUCUAAUCUUGUUUCACAUUAUGCUGAGAUCGAUUUCCUGUUGCUGUACUGCACAUUGCUGCAACGAUCACCAUGCAAACCAUAUUCUGUCGCACAUCACAUCCGUCGUCCGAUCAAAGAACCUCAUUGUCACUUUGUAGCCUCGCCUUAACGCCGGACGGUACCUCCUUUUGUCUGAUAUUGUCAAUCCCGUAUUGAGCCCCCGGUCUGCAAACCAUGAACAAGUUGCUCUCUUUUCUCUUUUUCUUCUAUGCGCUUAUCUCUCUUUGUCAAUCCAGGAGAUUUGUAAUCAUAACGCCAAGCGUUCUCCAAGUGGGCAUUGAACACAACGUAAUCGUCGCGUUCUACAGUGACGUCCGAAAGAAUGUCGGUGUGAAAGUCGACGUCGAACUGGAGGAUAGAACGAAGAUCUAUUCGGGAACAGCAGUACGAGUAUCAGGACAACAAGGUGGAUCCGUUCAGGUUUCUAUCCGGGUUCUUCAGGAAGCGCUAAACAAUCUAUCACCGACACCUCAACACGUGUACGUGCGAGCGACAUCGACGAGUCGAAAGUUUCCGUUCAACAAACGCAGGCGAGUUGCGCUCUCGUUGAAGUCGUUUUCGGUCCUCGUGCAAACAGACAAACCGGUCUACAUAAGAAAUGAUGAAGGCAAUAAACCUAGCCCUUAA
This is a messenger RNA of Corticium candelabrum, 733 nucleotides long. RefSeq lists its product as uncharacterized. The transcript has 3 exons. NCBI's taxonomy places the organism in Eukaryota, Metazoa, Porifera, Homoscleromorpha, Homosclerophorida, Plakinidae. The coding region runs from base 281 to 733 and encodes 150 amino acids. The record is from RefSeq and is a predicted model, not a curated record.